Messenger RNA from Paraglomus occultum, 423 nucleotides. The record is from the annotation of a GenBank genome assembly. NCBI's taxonomy places the organism in Eukaryota, Fungi, Glomeromycota, Glomeromycetes, Paraglomerales, Paraglomeraceae.
AUGCCAACAACGCCUGUUACGACCACACCUAAUACCAUUCCUCCAACGCCAGACGCUGCAUCAAACAAUGCCAAUGCGACAAACGCCUUCCCGAGAAUUGGUUAUGUCCAAUUGGAUAAACUUCAACAAAGAGGAAUACAAGCAUAUAAAGACACACAGUGUCAGCUAGCGAGGAUUGGUGAUGGGGUUACGCAAGAGGCACAAGAAAUCUUCGAUGCGUUAAGUAAAACACUACCGUGCCGAUGGGCUAAGGAUACCAUUGUGGUUCUCGAUGAAGUGGCUAUUACUCCUCCAUACAACGUUGAGAAUUGUAGGGCUAAUUCAAAUGCUGCUGGGUCACUAGAACGUGUUAAGAAAGUGUUGGAAGGUGAAAAACGACGAUUGGCGAGUGUUCGUCGGCAGGGAUCGGCGGCGUCUGUAUGA